Eriocheir sinensis (Chinese mitten crab) is the source of this 3998-nucleotide messenger RNA. Its product is annotated as protein O-linked-mannose beta-1,2-N-acetylglucosaminyltransferase 1-like. The transcript is spliced from 11 exons. Gene Ontology annotation, biological process: protein O-linked glycosylation via N-acetylgalactosamine. Gene Ontology annotation, cellular component: Golgi membrane. Lineage: Eukaryota; Metazoa; Arthropoda; Malacostraca; Decapoda; Varunidae. Gene Ontology annotation, molecular function: beta-1,3-galactosyl-O-glycosyl-glycoprotein beta-1,3-N-acetylglucosaminyltransferase activity. Bases 1048 to 2742 code for a protein of 564 amino acids. The record is from RefSeq and is a predicted model, not a curated record.
CUUUUCAUUUAAAUUUAUACAACUAAGAAAAUAAAAACAGCCACAAUUUACCUGUCACUAUUUUCUUUAACAUCCCUCUUUAUCUCAUCAUCAUCCUAACUUUCUUAGAACCAAAUUUACAUCAGCGAAAAGGAUGCUAAAAUUGCUACACACUAUUUUCUCCCUCCACGUCUUGAAGGAAAAUAAUGGAGAAAAAAAUUGUGUAUAAGCUUCAGCAACACACCAGAUAAAUUGGGCCUUCACACCCCCCACCAGGAGACGAGGGCGAGGAGGCGGCGGGGGGCGGCUCUCUGGGCGUGCUGGUGGUGGAGGCGGUGGUGGGGGCGGCGGGCGCGGCGGUGUGGGUGGACGGGGCGAAGGUCAGUAUGAGGCAAAGCCAUUCUCUCUGGACCUUAUCACGAGGGAGGUUAUACUGGUUUACUGGUUCACACUGUGCUUGACUCCUCUGUGAAAUAGCUUCCAAAAACAAUGAGGAAAGGUGUUUAUUUGCAUGAGUAUAUUCAACCCGAACCAAUCUUCUCUCUUGGUCUCAUCGCGGGGGUGCUAUACUGGUUUACAUUAUGCUUGACUCCUCGAUGAAACAGCUGCUAAAAACACGAGGAAAGGGUUCUAUAUUCAUCAUUGUAUCUAACCCAAACUAAAGCAUUCUGGGGGCCUUACCACGGGAGGGUUGAACUGGCUUACAUUUUUGAGUUGACGUCUUGGUGAAACAAUUGCUAAAACCACAAGGAAAGGGUUUAAUUUUAUCAUCUGCCCAGCCCAAACUAAACCUUUCUCAGGGCAUUAUCGCAGGAGGGCUAUACUUGCUUACAUUGGGGUUGACCUCUUGGUGAAACAGCUGCCAAAACGACGAGGGGAAGGGUGCGGGGCUCAGGUCAGGAAGAUCUGUUGUGAUCCAUCUGUCCGCUCCGUCGCAGCUGUUCCCCCGUAUGUGUUCUCCCGCAGGUGUUCCAUGUCCAGAACCAAACCAUACCGUGGGGAGGCCAGGUGGCUCGCCUCCACGCGGGGCUCCACCUGGUGACGCUAAGCGAGAGGACAGGUGAGGUGAUGCGCACCGAGACCUUCCUCACCUGGCAGCCUGAGGCCAGUCGCCAGGUGGGCCAGGCGCUGCGGGACGUGGGGGAGGGCCGCCUGCUGGUGCUCGUCGGCGUGCCGGACUUCACCAAGUUCCUCGGGCCCGAGGUGGCGCGCCAGCUGGCCUCCCUCGGCUCGGUGUUCGCGGAGCGGCUCGCCAAGGACGAGGCGUGGUGCAUGGUGGCGUGGAAGGGCGCGGGUGUGUCCAGCGAGGUGCUCACGACCAUCCAUCACGAGGACGGCUCCUCCACGAAGCAGGGGUCGCCGAUAACGCUGCAUCUGCUCCUCCCUCUGAGGCCUGAGCCGCGGUGCGGGUGGCACGCCGCGCCGGGCAUGGAGCAGCACGCCGCCUUCUGCCGCGCCUUCGACGGCUACGGCGCCUUCUGCAGCUGCCACGAGCCGCCCUGGUCGCCUCGCCCCGCCUCCCCCGUGCCGUACGCGCUGCGUGAGGUGAUCCCGGUGGCCGUGGUGACGGCGCGGCGGCUGCCCCGCGUGCUGCGCCAGCUGGCCCAGCUGUGGGCCAGCCCCGGCGGCCUCCACACGCCCGUCUCCAUCUUCGUCGACGGCCACAGCCCCGAGGCGCGGCGCCUGGCGGCCCUCCUCGGCGUGCCGCUCACCGAGCACCACAACGACGAGCAACCAGGCACCUCGUCGAGGAUCAACGAGCACGUCAAGUUCACGCUCGCGAAGGUGUUCCAGGAGUAUCCGGAAGCUGACCUCGCCAUCAUCUUGGAGGACGACCUUCAACUCGCCCCAGACUUUAUCCCGUACUUCCAGCAGACGGCCAAGCUGCUCAAGACGGACCCGUUCCUGCUCUUCGUGAACGCCUUCAACUACAACGCGUACCCACACACGGCGCUCGACCCCCGCCGCCUCUACCGCGCCCACGGCAUCCCCGGCUACGGCUGGAUGACCACGCGCAAGGCCGCCGUGGAGAUGCUGGCUGGCUGGGUCCCCUUAAACCAGACCGGCGCCUCGUGGGACUGGUGGCUGCGGGCUCGGGUGAUGGGUGGCCGGGACAUGCUCAUCCCGGAGGUGCCACGGACGCGACACCAGGGCGGCGGCGGCGUCCACAUCUCGGGGUUCGAUCAGGUUCUCUUCUCCAGCCAGCCGCUCAACGCCGAAGCCAACGUGACCCUCGACGUGGACAGUGCGCGUGAGUUGGACUACGAGCAACACCUUCGCCAAGACCUGAAGGACGCCGAGGUGGUGGUCCUGACCCGCCACCCCUGCGAGGUCACCCCCCUGCCCACACACAAGACGAAUAAGACCUACGUGAUCUACAUCGACCAGCCAGACGAGAACAAGGACCACUAUGCUUAUGAGGUGGUGGCCGUGUGUUUAGGGAUCAACGACAGGGACAUUCACGAGAACCUCCGAAUGAUGAUCACCUUUCCCUUCUUCGGCAAUCAAGUGUACCUGGUGGCCUGCCCAAACUCCCCCUACUGCCGCCCCGGACGCAAAAGAGUGAUCUACCGCGCAUCAGAGAAGGACCAACUCUACGCCCUGAGGAACCCCGUGAUGAAGCCCCCCUUGAGGGUCACAUACGCCCUCAGAACUCCCCCGAAGGAUCCCCAGCAGGAGUUUGCCCUUGAGAACAGAUACGUCGUGAAUUACAUGGGCGGUGGAUUCGGCCAUUACCUUCCCACCGAGGACAGAGAGGCGUAGAUUAAGUAGAUGAGUUGUGAAAAAUGCAAUAGUAUACAAAUAAGUAGAUAAGUAGAUGGAUGGAUGGAUAGGCUAAUAGACAGGCAAACAGAACGGUGGAUAGUUAAAUAGACAGAUGGAUAAUUAAGUACACUAAUGGAUACACAGUUUAAUACAAAGGCAAAUAGACAAAUAGACAAAUAAGUAAAGUGAAGGAUAAACAGUUUGAUACGUAAGCAAGCAGAAUGAUGGACAGUUAGAUAAGUAGAUAGACAGAUAAACUAGAUAGAUACAGUCUAAUAGUAUGCAAACAAAAAGAUAGUUGGAUAGAUAGUAAGAUAAGCAUGUUAUUGGAUAGGAAGACUAAUUAAUAGGCAAACAGGAAGAUAUAGUUAGACAUAGAUCGAUAAAGUAGACUGAUACAGACUAUAGUAGGUAAGCAAACAGAAAGAUACAGCUAAAUAGAUAGAUAGAAAAGUAGAUUGAUGGAUAGACAGACGAAUAAAUAGGCAAAGAUAAAUAGAUACAGAUAGAUAGAAAGUGUUAUAAUCAGUGUGUGCGUACGUACGUGUGUCACAAGGGGGGUUUUCACAAUAUGGCGCAAUCCUAGGUUACAUAAUGCUUAGGAACCUUAAAGAUUAGUUAAAUUCCGUUUCAGUCACCGAAGUCCCUUCUUAGAAAGUAAUAGUUGUUCUCACGUCCCAUAGAGGAACCUAAGUUAUGGUUUCAAUAUUUUGCAUUCGUGUUUAUAUCCAAGUGUAUUAUGCUUUCCACUCUAAGACGGUUUUCAACCUAGUAACACACAGCAACGAUUACAUUUUGAGGAUCAUUCGUUUUUCUUUUUGAUUCUUAACAAUAGAAACCUAGACUUAGAAACCUGGAAUAUUUAUACAAGUGAAGAAGACCACCUCUCAUGGCUCAUGUAUGAAUGAAUGGGGAAGUAAAUAGAUAGGCAACAGACAUUAUUUUAAGGUGCUGGCUAUAGCGGCGGUGGGCUUUCUUGAGGGGGCUCUUGGGCGACACCAGUCCGUUAGAGGCGCAGGCGAAUUUUAUUUAUUGUGGUUGCCGUAUUGUAUGACUGUUUCUUGGCCCAUGCUGCCCCCCGGUGCUCCUCUUGACCAAAGUUGCUGAAGUUAGGAUUGACUGAAGAUCUGGGCAGCAUGUGGGUCAUCUUCCGCCACUCAGGCUCACCACGCCCACACGCUGACACUUGGGGCCACCGCCUCCUCAUAAACAUAUAGAGCAAACAUAUUUUAUAAGAAAUGUUUAUAAAUGAA